Coccidioides posadasii C735 delta SOWgp is the source of this 900-nucleotide messenger RNA. RefSeq lists its product as uncharacterized. The record is from RefSeq and is a predicted model, not a curated record. NCBI's taxonomy places the organism in Eukaryota, Fungi, Ascomycota, Eurotiomycetes, Onygenales, Onygenaceae.
AUGGGGAAGAUAAUGUGGUAUUUGCCGCGAAAAUAUAUUUCUCCGCUCGCAUUCAAGAUCCUGAUCGCUGUUGAGCUGCCGUUCACCGUGGCAGUCCUGGCUCUGUUCGGAAUCGCGUCUCCAAAUCUAUAUCGGACAAAACUCUGGCAAGAUGGCGCUGAUAACGGCUUCAAUAGUUCCCCCGAUGAAUUGGUUUACAGAUAUGCGAACUAUGAGCCGUAUACAGUUCCUCGGCCCUGGACCCAGUUUAUUACCAGUUUCAAUCUUGUGAUAUCGGUAUUAAGCAUGUUUUUCCUGCUAGUCAAAACACCAAUGUUUGUUCUACACAUCUUCUAUCCACCACUAUCCGUUCUCGUCCAUACUAUUUUGAUAGUGCUCUACUGUGUAUCCGCAGCAUGGCAGGGUGGGAAAGACACGAGCGACCCAGAGCAUCUCCAGUCCGGUCCUCCGUGGUAUAUCACCAAGAACUGCAACGUCGCAUCACAUCGGAAUAACAUCGGAUAUUGCAAACAGGCAAAGUCUGGAUUUGCUUGCACUAUUAUCUUGAUCGUUAUUUUCCUUGCUCAAUUCGUCCUUGCGGUAAUAUCGUGCCUUCCAACGGAAGAAACCCGAGCAAGACAGCGCGAAAAACGGGAGAAGCUAGAAACCCUCGAGGAACUCAAGUCCCUCAAGUCGCCGUGCUAUCCAAACUUUUACCAAGGCGAAAAUGGCCUACAGCCAAUCACUCCACGCACAAUGGCUUUCAAUCAGCUGGGAGGUGCAAAUGACCUUCCGUUGCGCGGUGAUACCACGAGUUCAUCAGUGACAACGUUGGAAGCUGCUAAGCCGGCACAGCCGAUGAUGUACUUUCCACCGCCGCCGAAGAAGGCUGCGGGCAAGGGGAAGGUUUCUUACGCUUAG